This is a messenger RNA of Chroicocephalus ridibundus (black-headed gull), 2633 nucleotides long. RefSeq names its product cytotoxic granule associated RNA binding protein TIA1. The record is from RefSeq and is a predicted model, not a curated record. The coding region runs from base 269 to 1288 and encodes 339 amino acids. NCBI's taxonomy places the organism in Eukaryota, Metazoa, Chordata, Aves, Charadriiformes, Laridae. The transcript has 12 exons. Gene Ontology annotation, molecular function: RNA binding.
GCCCCUUCGCCCGCCGGCCGCCAUCUUGCGAGGAACGCCGGGCUCAUUGUCCGCCGCUGGGGCUCGGCGGGGCCGGCGCCGCUCGGGCUGCCCGGGCGCUGACGGGGUCGGCGGGGGCCGGCUGGUUCGGCCUGAAGCAGCCGGGGCUGGGUCGGUGGGCGGCGGCGGCAACCAUGGAGGAUGAAAUGCCCAAGACCCUGUACGUGGGGAACCUGUCAAGAGACGUGACGGAAGCUCUGAUCCUCCAGCUGUUCAGCCAGAUCGGACCAUGCAAAAACUGCAAAAUGAUAAUGGAUCUGGAAACGAUCCGUACUGUUUUGUGGAGUUCUACGAGCACCGGCACGCGGCUGCAGCGCUGGCUGCUAUGAACGGCCGGAAGAUAAUGGGUAAGGAGGUCAAAGUGAACUGGGCGACGACCCCCAGCAGCCAGAAGAAAGACACCAGCAACCAUUUCCAUGUCUUUGUCGGAGACCUCAGCCCGGAAAUUACAACGGAAGAUAUAAAAGCAGCUUUUGCGCCGUUUGGAAGAAUAUCAGACGCGCGGGUGGUUAAGGACAUGGCGACGGGCAAAUCGAAAGGAUACGGCUUCGUUUCCUUCUUCAAUAAAUGGGACGCGGAGAAUGCCAUUCAGCAGAUGGGCGGGCAGUGGCUCGGCGGAAGGCAAAUCCGAACGAACUGGGCGACGAGAAAACCUCCGGCUCCAAAGAGCACGUAUGAAUCAAACGCCAAACAACUCUCUUACGACGAUGUGGUCAAUCAAAGCAGCCCCAGCAACUGCACCGUCUACUGCGGCGGCGUUACCUCCGGCCUCACAGAACAGCUCAUGCGCCAGACCUUUUCUCCCUUCGGGCAGAUCAUGGAAAUUCGAGUCUUCCCGGAUAAAGGCUACUCCUUUGUACGGUUUAAUUCUCACGAGAGCGCGGCGCACGCCAUCGUUUCCGUCAACGGAACGACUAUCGAAGGACACGUGGUGAAGUGCUACUGGGGCAAGGAGACGCCGGACAUGGUCAGCCCCGUCCAGCAGAACCAGAUCGGGUACCCGCCGGCGUACGGGCAGUGGGGCCAGUGGUACGGCAACGCCCAGAUCGGCCAGUAUGUGCCCAACGGCUGGCAGGUCCCCGCCUACGGCAUGUACGGCCAAGCGUGGAAUCAGCAGGGAUUUAACCAGACGCAGUCCUCGGCGGCGUGGCUGGGGGCGAGCUACGGGGUGCAGCCCCCCCAGGGGCAGAAUGGCAGCGUGUUGGCGGGGCAGAGCGGGUACCGCGUGGCCGGCUUCGAGGCGCCCUGAGGAGGAGGAGGAGGAGGAGGAGGAGGAGGUGGAAGAAGAGAGGACGCGGGGAGCAACGUCGCCGAGCCGGGAUUGAUGGGAUCAAGCCUCACGUAUUUAUUUUAAAAAGAAAAAAAAAACAAAAAACAAAAAAAAAAAACACCAAACCCCACACACGCAAACGACGAGGACGACAAACAACAAAAAAGCAUUUUUUUUUUAAAUCAUGAAAUUGUCACAUUCCCCCCGUUUGGUUUUAAAACAAAAAACAAAAAAACAAAAAAAAAAACAAAAAAAAACAAAAACAAAAAACCAACAAAAAUCCAAAAAAAAAAAAAAUCACAGGAAAUGCUGGAUGUCUGCCAACUUCUGCCUUCUUUUUUUCGGUUGUUUUCCCCCCCCCCUUCCCAGCCCCCCCACUCCCCCCCCCCCCCACAGCCCCGUCUCCUUUUUUUAACGUGUUUCCCACGAUCCGGGUUUUGUUACUGUUGGUGGGGUUUUGGUCUAUUUUUUUUUUAAAUUUUAUUUUAGUUUUUUGUUUUUUUUUUUUCGGGAAACACGGGGAAUUUGCAGGGACUCAACUGCCGCCGGGAAAGCGGGGGCAGCGAAUUGCACAACGUCGACCUUUGAAUUUCUUUUUUUUUUUUUUUUUUUAUUUGCCGUUUUAUUCCUCCCCCCCCCAACCUCCCACCCCCCCCACCCACCCCACCCCCCCCCGACUUUUUCUCGCCCAGGGAAGCCGCGCGCCCUUCUCCUCUCUGUAUUAUAAACCCUUGUAUAAAAACGAAACCAAAAAAAAAGGAAAAAAAAAAAAAAUAAUGAAGAAAUAAGAAAGCCCGAAGCGUUGUGAAUCCUGGAGCCGCCUUCAGCCUUCGCACCGACAGCCUCUGGGAUAAACCCCCGGGGCUUGGUUUGGUUUUUGGUUGUUUUUUUUUGAGGAUAAAGUCUGAAUUUCCAUCAUUUUUAUUUUUUUUUUUUAAAAAUAUCUCAAGCUUUGUUUUCUUCAGGGUGGGUUUUGCCUUACGGGAGCGAGGACGUUCCACCCCGGGAGGGUGUAAAAUCCUGGUACUUUAAAAAAAUUGUGAUAAAUUCCUCCGCGCCGGCCGGGUUUUGGGGUAAUUUUUUUUUUUUCGUUUUUUGUUUUUUUUUUUCAUUUUUUUUACCGAUUUCUACAUUUACGUGUAUCGAUUCUGUAAAAUAUUUUAGCAAAUUAAGAAUUUUGCACAACCGUUAGCCACCUUUGUCCGUUUCCUUAUUUAAAGGUAGGACGCCGGGUCCGUCGAUGCCUCAAAUUUUCAUUUUUCUAAUUUUUUUUUUAAAUUUUUUUUGCAUGGCUUGGAAUAUAAAUUUCACCCUCUCGUGCUUU